Messenger RNA from Penicillium paradoxum, 1053 nucleotides. Its product is annotated as electron transfer flavoprotein subunit alpha/FixB family protein. Bases 1 to 1053 code for a protein of 350 amino acids. Lineage: Eukaryota; Fungi; Ascomycota; Eurotiomycetes; Eurotiales; Aspergillaceae. Gene Ontology annotation, molecular function: electron transfer activity; flavin adenine dinucleotide binding. Gene Ontology annotation, cellular component: mitochondrion. The transcript has 3 exons. The record is from RefSeq and is a predicted model, not a curated record.
AUGAUUCCGAUCGCCAGACAUUCUGUUCUGCGGGUUGCCCGCUCUCAGCUCCAACCUACCCGGAAGCUGAGCCAGCCCGCUUCCUCGGCGCUCGCCCGCCUGCUCUCCACCCUUGCGGUUCUCGAGCAGCGCAAUGGCAAGCUGGAGCCAUCAUCUUUGUCCGCAAUUGCGGCUGCACAGAAGCUGGGUGGCUCGGUAACAGGCUUCCUUGCUGGCUCCGGUGUCAAAGGCACCUCUGCUGCCGAGGCUGCUAAGAUCAAGGGUGUCGAGAAGGUGUUGGCAGUGGAUAACGAUGCAUACGAGAAGGGCCUCCCCGAAAACUUUGCCCCUCUUCUCGUAGAGAACAUCAAGAAGGGCGAAUUCACCCACGUCGUUGCCGGCCACUCCGCUUUCGGCAAGAGCUUGCUACCCCGCGUGGCCGCUCUCUUGGACGUUCAGCAAAUUUCCGACAUUACCGGCAUUGAGAGCGAGGACACUUUCGUCCGCCCCAUCUAUGCCGGCAACGCAAUUCUCACCGUUCAAUCGUCCGACAACAUUAAGGUGAUUACGGUGCGAGGCACUGCCUUCCAGGGCGUCGAGACCGAAGGCGGCUCCGCCGAGAUUGUCGAUGGAACAGACCCCAAUGUUCCUGCGAUAACCGAGUGGGUGUCCGAAGAAUUGGCCAAGUCUGAGCGCCCCGAUCUCGGUACAGCCACCCGUGUGGUGUCCGGUGGCCGUGGCUUGAAGUCGAAGGAGGAGUUUGACCGCAUCAUGCUUCCACUCGCAGACUCCCUCGGCGCCGCUAUUGGUGCUUCGCGUGCUGCUGUUGACAGCGGCUUUGCCGAUAACAGUCUGCAGGUUGGCCAGACUGGUAAGAACGUUGCUCCUCAGCUCUAUCUCUGUGCCGGUAUCUCCGGUGCUAUCCAGCACUUGGCUGGUAUGAAGGACAGCAAGGUCAUUGCUGCCAUCAACAAGGAUCCUGAGGCUCCCAUCUUCCAGAUUGCCGAUGUUGGCCUUGUCGGUGAUUUGUUUGACAAGGUGCCCGAGCUGACCGAGAAGCUCAAAAGCGCCUAA